GGCAAAGGCAACUACAGAGUGGGCACCACACGCGCGUGGGAGACUCAUCUCGUCCUCGUUUUCUCAGAUUGACGACCACUGGUGUGUUCCCUCUCCCUCUCUUUCUCUCUCUCUCCCCCUCCAUCUUUACACUUCGCUUCGUCUGUGUGAGAGACUACUCUGAAGAAAGCCGCUGCCGAGCAACCCUUGAUUCUCCCGACAGUAACAAAACGGCGUAAUUUCAUUGUUUGUCUCGGCUUGCGUACGAGUUUCUUGUUUCUUGUUCCUUCCCUUCUCCGGAAAAGGAAAGUACCCUUCUUUCAGCUGGAUUCGAGCUUCCGACUCGGGCUUUGGCACAGAACGUUAGUUGAAGAUAAUCGAUUCGUGUCAGAUGUUUUUGAGCUUGAGGAGAGGAUCUCACUCUCCCUAUGGCCAUCCAUGGCGCCUGAGAGUGAAAGUGCUGGUUUAGUUUUCGGGUUUCCGUGUGAUGGUAAUCGGUGUUUGUAGUGAAGACGAGGAAGUGGGUUUUCACUCAAAAUGCAUUUCGCGAAGCUUGAUGACUCUCCUAUGUUUCGCAAGCAGUUACAAAGCUUGGAAGAAAGUGCUGAACUGUUAGGGGAACGGAGUCUCAAGUUCUACAAAGGAUGUCGGAAAUACACUGAAGGGCUUGGCGAGGGGUAUGAUGGAGACAUUGCUUUUGCAAGUGCCCUUGAAACAUUUGGUGGAGGACAUAAUGAUCCAAUAAGUGUGGCUUUUGGAGGACCUGUAAUGACCAAAUUUACGAUCGCAUUAAGAGAAAUUGGGACUUAUAAGGAAGUUCUUAGGUCACAGAUUGAGCAUAUAUUGAAUGACCGAUUGCUCCAGUUUGCCAACAUUGAUUUGCACGAGGUCAAGGAAGCUCGGAAGCGCUUUGACAAGGCUAGCCUUAUAUAUGACCAGGCCCGUGAAAGGUUUCUAUCUCUGAGGAAAGGUACAAAAACUGACAUUGCUGCAGCUUUAGAACAGGAACUUCACACUGCAAGGUCUACGUUUGAGCAAGCUCGGUUCAACUUUGUGACUGCUCUAUCAAAUGUCGAAGCCAAGAAAAGAUUUGAAUUUCUUGAAGCAGUCAGUGGAACAAUGGAUGCACAUCUUCGUUACUUCAAACAGGGGUAUGAAUUACUACAUCAAAUGGAGCCAUACAUCAAUCAGGUUUUGACCUAUACCCAGCAAUCCAGGGAAAGAUCGAACUAUGAACAGGCAGCACUUAACGAAAAGAUGCAGGAGUAUAAACGGCAGAUUGACAGAGAAAGUAGGUGGUGUUCUAAUAGCUCUAGCGGAUCUCCAAAUGGAGACGGUAUACAGACCAUCGGUAGAAGUUCACACAAAAUGAUAGAAGCGGUGAUGCAAUCUGCUGCAAAGGGCAAGGUUCAGACAAUACGGCAAGGUUAUCUCUCCAAACGAUCUUCAAAUCUGAGAGGAGAUUGGAAAAGACGGUUUUUUGUUCUUGAUAGCCGGGGAAUGCUGUAUUAUUACCGCAAGCAGUGUAUCAAAUCAUCUGGAUCGGGCAACCAGCUUUCUGGACAGAGAAAUAGCUCUGAGCUUGGGUCUGGACUUCUGAGUAGGUGGCUGUCUUCUAGUAAUUAUGGUGGAGUAAAUGAUGAGAAAUCUGUGGCCCGUCACACAGUGAACUUGCUUACAUCGACAAUCAAAGUCGAUGCUGAUCAGUCAGAUUUGAGGUUUUGUUUCAGGAUCAUCUCACCCUCAAAAAGUUACACUUUGCAGGCAGAGAGUGCACUCGAUCAAAUGGAUUGGAUAGAAAAGAUCACUGGGGUUAUUGCCUCGUUACUUAGUUCUCAAGUCCCCGAGAGGUGUCUUCCUGGUAGUCCAAUGGGAGGUGGUCACCAUCGGUCUGCUAGUGAAAGUAGUUCAUAUGAAAGUUCUGAAUAUGAUCAUAUUGCUACCGAGGAAUAUGCAUGUGAGAGGAGCUUUGCUGGAAACCAUCAUGAAUGGCCAUUGAGAAGCUUUCAGCCACAACAGUCCAUUUUAAAGGGUGAGAAGCCCAUUGAUGUUUUGAGAAAAGUCUCUGGGAAUGACAAAUGUGCAGACUGUGGAGCUCCAGAACCUGACUGGGCCUCCUUGAAUCUCGGAAUUCUUGUCUGCAUCGAGUGUUCUGGUGUUCAUCGUAAUCUUGGUGUGCACAUAUCAAAGGUUAGAUCACUUACGCUUGACGUAAGAGUAUGGGAGCCUUCUGUAAUAAGCUUGUUCCAGGCUAUUGGAAACACCUUUGCAAACUCUGUCUGGGAAGAAUUACUCGAUUCAAGGAGUGCUCAGGUUGACACGGGCUUCACAGGUUUGUGCAGAUUCGAUAAUUCCCGUCUGCUUGUCACUGGCAAACCCAGCAAUGCUGAUUCAAUAUCUAUAAAGGAAAAGUACAUACAUGCUAAGUAUGCUGAAAAGCUAUUUGUUCGGAAACCAAGAGACAGUGAAUUCCCGUAUUCAGUUGCACAACAAAUUCGGGAGGCGGUAUGUGCUAACGACAAGAAAACUGUUUACCGGCUUAUUGUGAAUAGUGAAGUGGAUGUGAAUUACGUGUAUGACCGAGCAUCUUCUGUCUCUUCAUCAUCAACACUCGCCAAAGCAAUGCUAAUACCCGAGAAGACGAAGCUUGAGGAUGGUUUGUUCAGAUUAAGCUUAGAAGAGUUAGAGGGUUACUCAUUGCUUCACUGUGCAUGCGGGAAGGCGGAUAUCGGGAUGGUUGAACUUCUCCUGCAGUGUGGUGCAAAUGUAAACGCAAUGGAUUCAAAUGGUCAAACACCGCUCCAAUGUUGUAUUCUCAGAGGCAAAGCUGCCAUUGCAAGAUUGCUUCUCGCCAGGGGAGCAGAUCCACAAUCUACAAAAGAAGGCAAAUCCCCUCUAGAUAUAGCAUCAGAGUCCAAAUUUACAGACUCUCAAGUUCUUGCCCUUCUAUCAGAAGCAAACGGGUAAAAACUGAUAUUUUUUUCACAUUUUGAGUUUCAUGAGCUGAGUCUAUAUGGGUAUAUAUAUAUAUGUAUGUAUGUAUGUAUGUAUGUAUGUAUGUAUGUAUGUAUGUAUGUAUGUAUGUAUGCAUUUGGCUGCAUCAAAAACGGUUUUUUUCAAGAUCGAAGAAGUCAGAAUAUAAAAAAAUGCUUGCCUCUUGAGUAUGGUUAUUGAAAUCUAUGUAUCGAUAUGUUUGCAAUGGUGAGGCUUCACGUGAAGAGUGUGAUUCCUGUAGUGUAGUUUGUGUGUGUAUACUCUAUACGUUUUCUUUUUGAGUAUUCAGUCAGAGCUUUGUCA
Tarenaya hassleriana is the source of this 3276-nucleotide messenger RNA. RefSeq names its product ADP-ribosylation factor GTPase-activating protein AGD3-like. The record is from RefSeq and is a predicted model, not a curated record. The transcript is spliced from 19 exons. Gene Ontology annotation, cellular component: cytoplasm. Bases 517 to 2946 code for a protein of 809 amino acids. Gene Ontology annotation, molecular function: GTPase activator activity; protein binding. NCBI's taxonomy places the organism in Eukaryota, Viridiplantae, Streptophyta, Magnoliopsida, Brassicales, Cleomaceae.